This is a messenger RNA of Rhodofomes roseus, 1393 nucleotides long. RefSeq lists its product as uncharacterized. The transcript is spliced from 2 exons. Bases 175 to 1233 code for a protein of 352 amino acids. NCBI's taxonomy places the organism in Eukaryota, Fungi, Basidiomycota, Agaricomycetes, Polyporales, Fomitopsidaceae. The record is from RefSeq and is a predicted model, not a curated record.
CAGGAUGCGGCCAUGGGCAUUGGUGCCGCUGAGACUGUGGCCAGUGGCAAAGUCGGUCAAGUCGGCCACAGUGGCCACGGCUAACGCGCGUGGACAUAAAGGCUGGUAGGAAACCUCAUCUCUACCCUUUACCACACGCCUUCCGCAUACGUUGACACCUUGGACUUCCACAUCAUGUCUCGUGUUGCCGAUAAACCUGCAGCCAAGGCCGCCGCGGCGCCGGCGUUCCGUUGGAAGAACACUGUCACCUCUACUUUGAGGCAGCAUGUCCGAUUCCUGAGCGUCUGGGUCUCGCGCCUCCCAGACCACGAUCUUGAAUGCGAGCAGUAUCACUUCCUGGACGUGUCCUUGAACUUCAUUGCAGCGCGCAUGCUGCCCGAUGGCGCGGAGUACAUGGUCUCCGUACACCCUCAAGCACCUUUCCGCGCUCCAUCCGCCAUUGCCAAUAUUGAGGAGCCGGGUCCUACCCAGGACUCGGAUCGCGCAUUCACCCGACACUACCGCGCCGCUAAUAUCGAAGUUGAGGUCCCCGUGGAGCCGGUCGGUGCGGACGACGAUGUGCUGAUGAUGGAGGAUGACCUUCACGGUCACCAAAGCCUCUCGCAUGAUCCAAUGGCAGAGGUCUCGUUCACAACGGACGUCACGGAGGUUGGCCCGGCUCCCAAGGAGAAGGUCUCCUAUCCAGACUUCGCGACCAUCAUAUCGUUCAUGGAGGCGGAUGCGCUGGAAGUCGAAGAACACGUUCUGUUCCUCCACGAGGUCAAACGCUAUCCACCUCGGUUCUUCAGGCUCACGAAUGCGGCGGCGAAGAACCAUGCCAUUACAGAGGCAAUGAACACUCAGGCUUUUCUCAAACAGACGUCGUUGCAAGCCUACAGAGCUUUUAACGAGUAUCCUGGGGAUGACCGGCUACACGUCAUGCUUCAUAUUGGUAUUUAUUUUCGCGUCGCUACAUUCGACCGGAAGCGUACCCAGAAAUUUGUGAAACAAUUCGCAAACAUGCCAAGGGGGGCGCUCUGGGAAGUCGUCCCAACCAGGAUAUCUCAAGUGAAGUGUAUGUUCAAUGCGAUAUUCAAUGACGACGGAAGCGUUGUGAUUGAGGAAUAUGGGAGGCGAUUCAAGACGUGGAUGUCGACAACCAGAGGUGAUCGGGUAGCAGCUUAUGAAGAAGCCAGGCUGCCUCCGGGUGCGAAGGGGAAGAAGACUCGAAGGAAGAAGGGCAAGCGCAGUUAGAUUAGCACGGGUGGACUGUGCCUAUUGUAUUCACUUUGUUACCCGUCUCACCGAAGAUUUGGCACUUACGACAAGUUACGAGACGCAUUGAGAGCAGCGUUGACAACCAUACCUUGUAACAUCCGAGUCACCCCUCAUUCCUAGAAGGUUACUACGAUCA